AUGGACACAUCACCGGAAGUGGAGAGUAUGGGGCGUAAGAUGCAACGAAGUGAAACCGCCGGAGGCAGCGGCGAAGUAUCGCCGAGAGCGGUGGUGGGCGAUGAGUGGAGGUAUUGGGAGGGGUUGAACCAUGAGGUGUUGGCCCUCAUCUUCACGAGGAUCCCAGCCGAUGAGCUGGCGCGGACAGUGCCUCUCGUCUGCCGCGGGUGGCGGGAGGCGGUGCUGGGACCUUACUGCUGGUCAGAUAUCGACAUUGAGGAAUGGUGCCGACGGGUUGACCGCCCCGAUGUCAUCGACUUCGCCGUGAGGAAGCUUGUCCGCCGGAGCCGCAACACGCUCCGACGACUCUGCGCCUACCGCAUUGGAAACUGGGGAUUCUCACUCACCGCCUAUUUUGGGAAUCACCUCAGAGUAUUGCAAAUUCCAAUGAGUGAGAUUAAUGAUCUCACCAUACAAAAAUCUUCUGGAACCCUAACAGCUCUAGCUGUUUUGGACAUCAGCUACUGCAAAAAUAUCACUUCCAAAGGAAUCCUCACAUUGGGAAAGAAUUGCACAUCUCUUGUUAAUUUGCGAAGAAACAUGACUCCUCCUGAGUACGAAUCAACCCAAGAUAAUGGUGUGGCAGCCAAAAUCAAUGAAGAUGAGGCUUUAGCUAUCGCAAACACCAUGGAAGGGAUUGAGCAGCUCGAGCUAGCCUUUGGGCGCUUUAGUGACCAUGGCUUAGAUGCUAUUCUAAGCAACUGCAGAGCUUUAUCCUCUCUUGACAUAAAUGGGUGCUGGAAUGUGAAGCUUGAUGGUGGUGUUGGCAUGAAGUGUGAUGCCCUAAAGUUCUUCAAAGAUCCUUUUUAUGAUAGUUAUGAACUUUAUCCAUCAAGCUGUGAGGAUGAUUGUGAUGAUGAUGACUUAGACGAGGAGGCUGAUUAA
This is a messenger RNA of Dendrobium catenatum, 924 nucleotides long. RefSeq names its product F-box protein FBW2-like. The record is from RefSeq and is a predicted model, not a curated record. NCBI's taxonomy places the organism in Eukaryota, Viridiplantae, Streptophyta, Magnoliopsida, Asparagales, Orchidaceae. The transcript is spliced from 2 exons. Gene Ontology annotation, molecular function: protein binding. Bases 1 to 924 code for a protein of 307 amino acids.